This is a messenger RNA of Trichoderma asperellum CBS 433.97, 865 nucleotides long. RefSeq lists its product as uncharacterized. The record is from RefSeq and is a predicted model, not a curated record. NCBI's taxonomy places the organism in Eukaryota, Fungi, Ascomycota, Sordariomycetes, Hypocreales, Hypocreaceae.
CAGAUCCUGAGACUUGCCUGUGCACAGGCAGUUGCAAAGGAGAGCUGGGCACAUGUAUUUAAAGGGCAGGGUUUUCGCUUCGCAGUACUCGGAAAUUACGAAUAACAACCUUCUACUCUUGACUUGACAAGCAAAAUUUCGCAGAACAAACGAUUAUUCUAUCAAAAUGCGUUUGACAAGCUCGAUUGCGCAAGCCAUCCUCUGCCUCUCAGUCACAGUCCUUCCCGUGGCACAAGGCGCCAUCGCCAUCGGAAAUCAGAUCAGGGAAGGCGGCACUCAUUUCAAUGUCGCCUGGAUUGAAGGGGUGAGCCCUUGCGUCGAUGAUGUCGAAAUUGCCCCGGAAAGCGGAAAAGAGUGCAAUCGUAACUUCAAACUCGACGGUACCGACUAUUAUCUUGUCGGCUGCACCGACCCCGGUACCCCUUAUGCUCAAAACCCAAAGCGACUCCGACGUGUUAAAGACAAUUCUUUAUAUGGCAAUUGCGCACCUGUGAAAAAGAAGACUAUUAAUUGCAAGGGAUCUACCCACGACGUUGUAAAGCGCUAUGUCUGUGGUUAGACUGCCAAACAACUCAUAUCAGCCGACUGUUAGCGAUUAAGGAAGUGUGUGAUUCGAGGACUGCUAAUAACACGGACCAAUUUUGACGAAUGCCAAGUGUCAGAAUUACUGAGAGCUUGGAGUUGGCUGAUAUUUAUAUAAUACUCUUGUCAUGAUUUGAUCUAGAAGAGAUACAUGUAGCAUAGAUCUUAUAUAAUGCUGCAUUCAAACCAUUCUGAUCAUUUUUGUAAGCAUGUUUGAAGUCACUCCGUCAUAAUUAAAGAAAUGGUGGCGUGUAUCUCCGGUUCAAGUUUAGCGAGUAGUCUG